UUUUAUUUUUUUCUGACAAAGAAGGCAGACGAGCAAGCUUUUGCGUUCGCUAGCUUCCAUGGAUGUUUUGCUUGUUCUCUUUUAGUAAAGCCUAAAGUUGCCCCCAACAACAACCCACAACUCUUGCUAACAUCGGAAAGGACCGUUACCAUAGUUACAUUUGAGAGAGGGCGAGACUGCUCACGUGACCCAGUAAGAUGGCGACCACAAUGCAGAAUGGAUUUGAAUGAUUUGAACUAAGAGUGGUCCGUUUUUGCUGGAAAUUUGGAUUCACUGGUUAAUCGAUCCUCGUAAUAUUGAAAUCCCAGAAUCGAGAUGGCUCUGAAUGUGUUUGAUCAUGAUGAAUACAGACCACCGGUGUGGAAGUCUUACUUGUACCAGCUCCAGCAGGAGGCGCCUCACCCACGCAGACUCACCUGCACCUGUGAGGUGGACAACCGGCCCAAAUACUAUGGAAGAGAGUACCACGGGAUGAUCUCGAGAGAAGAUGGCGACCAGUUGCUGAGUCAGGCCGAAGGCAGCUACCUCAUCAGAGAGAGUCAAAGGCAGCCGGGCACCUACACGCUGGCUCUGAGGUUUGGGAACCAGACGAGAAACUUCCGGCUCUACCACGACGGGAAGCACUUUGUCGGAGAGAAGCGGUUCGAGUCCAUCCACGACCUGGUCACCGACGGCCUCAUCACACUCUACAUCGAGACCAAGGCAGCAGAGUACAUCGCUAAGAUGACCAUAAACCCCAUCUAUGAACACGUAGGCUACACCACGCUGAACCAGGAGCCCGCUCUGAAAAAACACCUGCCACAAAGCCCCGACGCCCCGGAUGGACCCCCCCCGCCCAAAGACGACCUCCCCGCCGAGGAGAGGCUCACGGCGCUGGUGCGGCGGGCCACGCUGAGGGAGAGCGACUUGGCGCCCAAGUACGAGAAGGUCCACAACUUCAAGGUCCAUACAUUCAGAGGCCCCCACUGGUGUGAGUACUGCGCCAACUUCAUGUGGGGUCUCAUCGCUCAGGGAGUCAAGUGUGCAGACUGCGGCUUAAACGUCCACAAGCAGUGCUCCAAAGUCGUGCCCAACGACUGCCAGCCGGACCUGCGGCACGUGAAGAAGGUGUACAGCUGCGACCUGACCACGCUGGUGAAGGCCCACAACACCAAGAGGCCCAUGGUGGUGGACAUGUGCAUCCAGGAAAUCGAGGCUCGGGGUCUGCAGUCAGAGGGCCUGUACAGGAUAUCUGGCUUCAGUGAGCUGAUUGAAGACGUCAAGCUGGCCUUUGACAGAGAUGGAGAGAAGGCGGACAUUUCCUCACACGCUUACGAGGACCUCAACAUCAUCGCCGGAGCCCUCAAGCUCUACUUCAGAGAGCUGCCUAUUCCCCUCAUCACGUAUGACGCUUACCCACGCUUCAUAGAAACAGGAAAGAUCGCAGACGCAGAAAAGCGGCUGGAGUCUCUCCACGAGGCCUUGAAGCUGCUGCCGCCGGCCCACUGCGAGACGCUGCGAUACCUCAUGGCUCACCUCAAGAGGGUGACCGAGUACGAGAAGGAGAACCUCAUGUCCAGCGAGAACCUGGGAAUCGUCUUCGGCCCGACCCUGAUGAGGGCCCCCGGGCUGGACGCCAUGACGGCGCUCAACGACAUCCGAUACCAGAGACUCGUGGUGGAAACGCUCAUUAAAAACGAAGAUGUGCUUUUCUGAGCGGACCGGAGGGGAAAGGACCGAUGGGGUGUGAAAGGAUGGGAAGAGAAAUGAAUCGUGGCAGGUGCGUGUCGCUGAAGAGGACAACAAGGAGGGUUCUCGCGUGGAGGAAGUGGAAGGAGGGGACAAUGAAGGAAGGGACUGUUUGCACCGAAGGAAACAAGUUUGAAAAGGGGCAGGAAGUAGAACGAAGGAUGUAGUGUUUCCCCACAUCAUUUAAGUCAAAUUGUAAAUGAAGGACACUUCUCAUGCUUCACUCGAUAGAAAUGAGCAAAUAUCUGAGGAUAAUCCAGGAACAUAUAUGUCCAUGUGAGGGAAGCGCUCUGUGUUGAUAUCUUUCUUAAAUUGUUUUUUUUUUCUUCCCGCAGACUUAUUUUAGGUGCUCCAAUGUGCUGCCUUUAAGAAGCUUUUGUUAGCAUUGUUCGCCUGAAACCUAAUGAGCCACAAUCUCGUGAGUAAGUGUCACCUCGUGGUUACCAAUGGUUUCAGUGGAAAAGGCUCCCAUUAAUUUUCAUUUGCAUUUAAUCCUCCUUCAGAGAAGAAGAAGAAGCACUGACAGCUGGAUGAAUGAAUGAAUAGAAAAAGUAAACCAGUCUGAUUCCUCUGAAUGGAACUAAAGUGACGUUGGACCUAUUUGUCUUUUAAAACUCAAUAGCUUCCUCUUCUGUUCCACAGACUAAAACAUAAUUAUACAUCAUUUCACACAAAGCAGGCUUUAGUUCCUAACACAGACGUAUGAUAAGCUGUUGUUGCUGUUUUAAUUACAUGACAACUGAUGGGGCUGUAUAUUAAACGGUUAGAUUUUGUUCUCCUCUUACAGGGAAGCUUUGCUGAAUGUUUUCCUUCUGACCUGCAGCCUGUUCUUCUUCUCCAUUGGGGCUUUAAACUCAGCCUAACUGACUUGAAACUAUAUUUGUGAAACAGUUUUUUUUUUAUGUUGUUUUGACUUUGCUAUGGAUUGUCAUUUUUAUAAAGCAGUAUUGUGAUUAAGUACGCUCUCCUGCACUCGAUUCGUGCAGAUUGAAAUAAUCAUUUGACUUUUUUGGCCUGAGAAGGUUAAGAGAUUAAUUAGAAAUUAAACAAAUAUGGGGCAAAAAUCGGAAUAUAAAAAAACCUCAUACUAUUAAUUACUCUGUAUCCAUGAAUGAUUAUGAGGCCAUACAAGUGAAAGAUGAUAAAACUGUGAAAUUGUGACAAAAAAUAAGGCCAGUUUGGAUCAUUUGUUUUUAAUACUUUAUUUUUUACAGACGAUGACAAGAUGAGAUGUCAGCUAAAUACAAGUUAAUUUUUUUUAAUCAAAUGCUAUACAGAUGUUUAUUGUAGAUUGGGAGUAGGGCUGUGAGCUAUGUGAGCCAAACUGCAAAGGUGAUGAUGAAGGAGUAAGUGAAAGGACAUCUGUUGUAUGAAGGAGUGUCAUCGCCACAUCUUUUAAUUUCUAACUAAUACCAUUUGAAGAGGGGUGGAGGUGCUCUGCAUGUUUCCACACACACACCUAUGCUAACACACUAAACCCUUCUUUUAUUCAUAUAUACCCCCAUUUAUGUCGGGGGGGGGGGGGCUGUUUGUCUGCACCGAGUUUUUUUUAUUUUACUAUCAUUGCUGUAAAGUAUUUUCUAUCUUGUUUCUGCAUGCUGUAAUUAAAUUAUUAAAUAUGCAUCCCAGUUGG
Messenger RNA from Pungitius pungitius (ninespine stickleback), 3361 nucleotides. RefSeq names its product N-chimaerin. Bases 316 to 1695 code for a protein of 459 amino acids. Gene Ontology annotation, biological process: positive regulation of GTPase activity; regulation of small GTPase mediated signal transduction; signal transduction. The record is from RefSeq and is a predicted model, not a curated record. Lineage: Eukaryota; Metazoa; Chordata; Actinopteri; Perciformes; Gasterosteidae. The transcript is spliced from 15 exons. Gene Ontology annotation, molecular function: GTPase activator activity.